CCAGGAAACAGACACAGAGCGAGCUACCAUAACGUGACGACUUUAAGAUGACUCGGAGCUGUCCAGGCUUCAUAUCUUGCUGUUCAGUCUCUGGUGGGAUUAAAUCAUUCAUCAGCUGAGGCCUGGUUAUGAAGACAAAUCGUGCAGCGCUAGAGCUGUUUUUGUUUUACCUUCUGGUUCACAACUAGUUUAAACAGGUUCUCAUUCUGGUUAGGACUUUUCAUAUCAACACGUCAACUGUCUCCAAAUCAUUUUGACCCCCUCACUAGGUUCUAUGAUUGUCUACAGGAAAAGAUAAGAGGAUGAAUACUUCCUCAAGAUCACAAAUUUUACAGGAGCUGAAUGCACGAUAUCAAGCUCUAGCUGCUAAAAACAACCAAGGCUUUAAAAAAGAGUUUGGGGAGCUGAAUGAGGUCGGCAAAGAUCUCCCCACUAAAGCAGGUGGCUUGGAGGCCAACCGCGGAAAAAACAGAUAUCCCCAGAUUCUGCCAUAUGAUCACUGCCGAGUGAGGCUGUCCAUUCAAGGUCAAAACCCAUACUCUGAUUACAUCAAUGCAAGCUUUGUGCCUGGAGGAGGAUCAGAAAGAGACUUUAUCUGUACCCAGGGUCCUUUGCACAACACAGUAGCUGACUUCUGGAGGAUGGUGUGGGAGCAAAAUGUCAGAAUACUCGUCAUGGUGACAGCGCUCCGAUACAAGAACACGGUGCUUUGUGAUAAGUACUGGUCUCUAGAACCAGGUACUGUUCUUCAUGGGCUGAUCCAAGUAACAACAGUGACUCGUAAACAAGGUCCGGAUUAUUUUAUUACCGCCAUUAACCUGCGGCAGAGAGGCUGCCCAACUGACAGGAUAGUCACACAUUACCACUACCCCUCCUGGCCGGACCAGGGCGUCCCAAACCUGUCCUCGCUCUGUGCUUUCACUGAGCAUGUGCAUCAGCAUUUAAGAGCCAUUCCUCAUCUGGGGCCAGCUGUGGUGCACUGCAGUGCAGGAAUUGGCCGGUCAGGAACAUUUGUGACUUUGUUGUGGCUGAUGCAGCUGUGUGUGAGAGGAAUCCAGCCGGAUGUCAGAGCUGCUGUGGAGGACAUGCGGCUGCAUCGAAUGUGGAUGGUCCAGACUGAAGAGCAAUACGUACUAAUCUAUCAGUGUCUGAUACACUGGAUCAGCGGAGGAGCCUCGACAAGCAAGCCACAGAUGCAGGGAGCCGGUGUGACCCCUAGCCAGCAGAUUAAGGACCGAUCUCACAGUUCUUCAGAACAGCGGGACAGAGCAGGGAGGAGGCGACAACACAGACAACAGCAGAAACCUGCACUGGAACAACCACAGAACACAAUGCAACAGAUUUUACACCCUGGAAACCUUUUGAGAAGGUUACUGCCCUCCUUAUCACCGAUGAACCAGGCCUCACACAGCUCCUGAACCAGCAGACUGUAUAACAGAUGUAUAAAUGACUGCAAGACUUUUUAAAUCUCUCUUAAAGUUCCCUCCAUCUAGAUAAAUGUUGGUAUGGCAGAAUAGAUUGUAUUGUAACCAAAAAAAAAAAAAAGAAUGGUACCAUGGUAAUGAUGCAGAUCAGGUCAAACCUGUUAUUCUGCAAAUCCCAAGAUUCGUGAGAACCAGAGCUGCUCCCUCUGCACAAAAUGUUUUAAGGUUGAUAGUGGGCGGAGUUGCAUUCCGUUUUUUUUUUUACUUCCAAUACUGAUAAAGUGCUGUUCUGAGAAGACUUUUAUUAAGAUUUUUUUCUAAAAAAAAAAUGAAAAUAAAAUAAUCACUGUGCAUGUUUUUAUAUAGCUCAAUGCACACUAUCAGUACUUCAAGAUGCAUGUGCAGAAUUGACACCAGAAAGGCAGACACAUGGUAUAGUGGCUGUACAAAAAAAAGAAAGAAAAGAAAGUCAUAUUUCAAAAACACAGGCACUCCUUAGAUGACUAAAACCCAGUAUAGUACUUUGAGAGAUUAUGACUAUUAUACAUUAUAGAACAUUAUGGGCUAACCCACUUUUUAGACUCAUUUGUCGUGUAGUACAGUGGAUUUUAUGUAUGUAUGCAUGUGUAAUAUAUAUAUAUAUAUAUAUAUAUAUAUAUAUAUAUAAACAAACAAACAAACACACACACACAUGUACAUGUAUAUAUGAUACAACAGAUCCCUCUCCAGGUUAAGUCUGACUUCUUGAUGUCCUGAGAGAGGGAGAAGAGAAUCCAGCAGAGGUCAGCACAUUCCACCCUCAGUCUCAUCUCUAGCGUGCGCUACGAGCUGCCGGUUGAGUGGUGACAGCGUGUUUCCAUGUAGUCCAAGGUAUUAAGUCAUUUACAUCCUGAUGUGAUGCGAAAUGACACUGCUGAGCUCCAACAAUUGUCUCCAGAUUCCAAAGUGUCCAAAUGAUGAAUUGGCUCAAUGCAGACAAAAAUGAAACGUCUAGAAAAAGAGAACUUGCCACUAAAAAUAAAAUGUAGCCCAAGUUUGGCUACUUGCUGCAGUUUUAAUACCACUGAGGAAUUCAUCGUGACCAUUUACAGUGACCAAGGCAGAUGACGGGAAAAACAAAGACAGGAAAGCAGCAUAGCCCAGGCUGACCCCCCAAGAAAAUAUAUUACAGCUUAAAAUGACAAAAUUCAACAAUUAUUUCAGACUACUGCUGAGGACAACCAGUUAAAAUAACAUUUAAAUUAGAGUUCAGGUCUGAUAAUAAAAAAAGAUUAGACACUACAUCCUUUGGCCAAAACAAAAAGAAAAGCACAAAAGAUGGGGAUUGUCUCAGUGAGACAAAUCAAGUUCUAUAUUAGUUGUAUGCGUAUGUACAGUCCGUGAGAGCGUGUGUAAGACGACACACAGUGAUUACAAACAUAUACAUGCCACCCCUAAACACAACAGGUUAGGGGUGAGAACAGAAAAGGAGUCAUAAUCAGCAAUCAAAGGCCAAGUGAAGAAGAGGAAGAGUCUGGUCCAUUUUUUUCUUUUAAUCCUCUUCCGGUCCAACUAAUGUACACUCUCUGACAUAUUAAUGGCUUCCUGGAUUUCGCGAACGAUGAGGAUGCGGGACAGCAUCUGCUCCAGCUGCUCUUUUGGGAUUGGCUGAGUUGAGUACCAGAUGGGGCUGUUCGGAGCCACCACAGGCUCAGGAGUCAGGUAGAAGGUGUCAUUGCGACCUUUAGCACUCUGCGGGCUGAAAAAAAAACCCAGAACAUUGUGUGAGGACAUUUUCAGAAUGCAAUGAUCAUUAAAAGCCAAAGAUAUCUGCUUGCCAAGAGAGCUGAGGUGGGUAGCCUUGUUUUAUAAAAUGCAUACUUCUCUUAACAGCAGAUAGUCUUCACAUGUAAAAUCCUUUAACUUAUUACAUCAAUUCAUUUUGAAAUACAGUUGCCAAAAUUAUCAAAAGUAAUGAAAUCUAAUACACCACUUUACGCAAUGAUGGACAAUUUUUAAAGACCUGAUAACUUUACAGAUAGGUCUGAUGAGUUUCACAUCCAGAUUUUGCAUUCAUUUGUGUCUUCACUGUCAUUUACUGGUGUCUAUAAUAAGUUAAGGUCAACCGAAACCAAGUUAAAUAAAUGAAAAAGUGGAUGUAUAUGAACAAAUGAAAUGAGGUCCAAACAAAAACAUAAAACAUCUUGAGCAGUGAUAAUAAUCACUGCUUGUUUUUUCUUAUAUGCAUCUUCCAUUUUAUCCCAACUUUUCCUGAUUUGAGGCCGUUUAAAAAGAUUGUAGCCAAUUACUUCUGAACAGCAGGUUAUAUGGUUGGAGAGGAUUGUUGUUUGAAAGCUCAACAAAAAAGUUAUAAAUACAUUUGCGAUUUUUUUGUUUGUUUUCUUUGAACUAUAGAUGGGAUAUGGCCCAACUCCCAUGUGGUUGACUAUUGAUGUAGACCCCACGUACUGGACAUUUAGACUUGGCAGUUAUGAAGUCCUGGACUACUUUUGUUUCAGCUGUUUUUAUUCUUAACUGAUAAAGUGGUGGUGGAAAGAAAAGGUACAGACAGUGGAUCAGCAAAGUUAUAACACCCCCCCAGAUAGUAAGCACUACUCUGAUCACCACCGCUUGGUGACGCAGUUUUAGAGGGAAGCUAGUGGUUGUUUGCUAAUUAUUUAGCCAUAUCAGCUUUGACAAUAUGACUACUGCAUUUAUUUCACCAAUGUAUACAUACAUACAUAUAUUUUAUGUCAGCAUUAUCUUAAAUUCAUCUUAAAGUGUAGUGAGUGCUACUCGUGUAGAUGUGCAUUUGCAUUCAAAGUUUUCCCUCAUGUGGCUGACAAGCUUCUAAAAUACAUCUCAAGGUGAAUUUACUCAGACUCCUUGGCCACCAAUAAGGUCAACUAAUACUCUUGGUUUACACCCCCAGGCAGGGAGUGGUUGUGUCCGUCUACAAGGACACAACUCAAGGUGAUCCCAGCACUUCAUCUUUUAGGGGUUUUGAAAUUGUGACUUUUUCAAAUGUUGAUAUAGCAUGAUGCUGGUAACCUGCCACAUCUAAGAGGCACCGAAUGGUAAUGCAAACUGGUCAUUUUACAAACAAAUAUUGGAUUUCUACAUCUUAUGCUUCAGUGUUAAAAAAUGUAAGCUAACUUUAUGAAAAAGGUGUUUUACAGUCUGGCUUUUUGGUCUGUGUUUCAUAGAUACCCCCCGUCAUUCCUCAAAUGGUUAUAUAUUUACCAUUUGAAGAGGUAGAAAUCAUAAAGCUUGAUGGGACACCUCAGUGGGUUCUCUGGGUCUUCCAGCUGUUCUGCAUACAUGUCAUCUGUAACUGAACCAAAAGAACAAUAAAUAUAAAUACACAAGUUCUUUCAUUAAAAAGGAUACUAGUGACAUUUCAGCAUAAUUUAGAUCCAUGUAU
Cololabis saira (Pacific saury) is the source of this 4827-nucleotide messenger RNA. Its product is annotated as receptor-type tyrosine-protein phosphatase V-like. Gene Ontology annotation, biological process: protein dephosphorylation. Gene Ontology annotation, molecular function: protein tyrosine phosphatase activity. The record is from RefSeq and is a predicted model, not a curated record. The transcript is spliced from 11 exons. NCBI's taxonomy places the organism in Eukaryota, Metazoa, Chordata, Actinopteri, Beloniformes, Belonidae. The coding region runs from base 303 to 1418 and encodes 371 amino acids.